CACCGGGACCGGCCGCGGUAGGCGGGCGGGCGAUGCACAACUAAGCCGGUGGCAUGGCUCCGUCGGCGGCGCCGGCCGACUACUACGAGCUGCUGGGCGUGAGCCGCAGCGCGGGUCCCGAGGACAUACGCCAGGCGUACCGGCGCAGGGCACUGCGCUGGCACCCCGACAAGAACCCCGGGCGCAGAGAGGUCGCCGAGGGGCGCUUCAAGCGCCUUCACGAAGCGUACACGGUGCUGAGCAGCGCGGAGGAUCGCGCGGCCUACGACCGCGCGCACCCCGCCAGGCAGCCUACCGUGCGCCAGAAACUGGCGGAGCGCUUCAGGGCCAACGGCUCCAGGCACCUGUUCACCCUGUCUCUGCGACACGCCGAGGACGUUCUCCAGGAACUGCUCGGCAAAAUCAGGAAACCACCCAGCAGCGGUCUGAGCGCGCCGGCAUCCAAGGAAAAGGAGCCGGUGGACGCAGCUGUGUCCGCUGCCCGAAUUUCUGCCGGCCACGGAGGGGACCGCCGGGCGCAGGACAGCAAAUCCGCCGGCAUCUUGUCUCGGAGCGAGGACAGGAAGACCCAGCCGCGGUCCUCUGGAGCCAGUGGUCAAGAAGUACCGGAGGAAGCGUCCCCGCCGCCAACCGCCAGGUCACCCUCAUUGUACAGCGCGGACAGCACCCUUCCGUGGGAGAGCCUCUCUUCAUCCCUGGACAGGCAAGCUGGCUCCCGGAGGACCUUGCGGAGAUUCAGGAGCAUCGUCCCAGUACACGUGGCCGGCCAUCACAUCGAUUUGACCACGUCGACAUCCGGCAGCGCAUCGCGACUCAGGCCGCAGGCGACCCGUCUGCGCAGAGACGCGGCAGCACACCGCAGUACCACCGCUGCAGCUGCCCGAAGCCCGUCGUCCGCGCAGCCCAAGCUGUCGCGGAGCCAGCCGAGGCCGCGGCCCGAGAAGGAGCCGAAGCCGGCCGAUCGCGAAGGCGCGCGACGCCGACGGCAACUGCCGCCGCAAAGCCGCGACCGCCACCGGCAGAAGCCGCCGGCCGUGUCACCGCAGGGCGCCCGCACGUCGACCGUGCGGGACAAGUGCCGCCCAGGGUGCGGAGGCUCGCCCAGCGCGUCCACGAGCUCCGGCUUCAUGGAGUCCGUGAAGACCGCAGUGGCGCGGACAGGCGUGGGCGUGGCCAGGCUGUGCCGGUUCCUGUGAGAGACACACGCACGCACCGCCCGUCUUAUCGCCGCCGUCUUCCAGCCCACGGCGUGAAAUACUUUCGUUUCUAAAUCUUGAUAUGAUUCGCUUCAAUAAAUUGCGUGUUUGCGAUUGCCUUACGUAGGCCUGACUGGGAAGCUUUAGCGUGAGUCGCCGCCAUUCGCAGUGCUCGGAUCCUCGGAGGUGGAAUAUCUGAUAGCGAUCAGUCGUUACGAUCAUCACCAAUACAUUUAGGUAUAUUGCAGGACGACGAGCUGUCCCAGUGAUCUUUGGUUACACCUGUCCUGCAACAUCCCGGCCGUUUCAUCGUAUAUAUGCUCGCACAUUUGGAAAUCGCAUCACACGACAUAGUUACUUUCCGUCCUUGACCACCUUUCUCUUGUCACCCUUUCUGUUACUUUUAAUUAAUCACAGCUUACCUGCCCAACGCAAUGCAUAUGUUGGCCAAACUCCAGUUUUUCCUCUUUAUUCAUUUAUUUAGUUACAGCGAAACUUGUAAUUGUUAUGGCAACGUCUCGUGUUAUACAAGCAGAAUACU
This is a messenger RNA of Dermacentor silvarum, 1737 nucleotides long. RefSeq names its product dnaJ homolog subfamily B member 6. Gene Ontology annotation, molecular function: protein folding chaperone; protein-folding chaperone binding. NCBI's taxonomy places the organism in Eukaryota, Metazoa, Arthropoda, Arachnida, Ixodida, Ixodidae. Gene Ontology annotation, cellular component: cytoplasm; nucleus. The record is from RefSeq and is a predicted model, not a curated record. The transcript has 4 exons. Bases 54 to 1196 code for a protein of 380 amino acids.